Molecule: messenger RNA, 426 nt
Organism: Oppiella nova
Lineage: Eukaryota; Metazoa; Arthropoda; Arachnida; Sarcoptiformes; Oppiidae
Source: the annotation of a GenBank genome assembly
UAAUCGUCGGCUAUGGAUGUGAUGGACAGUCAAGUGAAAGUGAACUCAAUUUAUUGGUCUUUAAAAGUAUUAUUAUUAAUAAGUUAUGCAAUCGAUUAUUGUCACACAAUAAGCAAUGAAGAGAUUGAGAACCACUUAGAGUUGGGACGACUGAUGCUAUCGCGCGGCCAAUACUCCGACGCCCUCUCCCACUAUCACAUGGCUGUCGAAGCGGAUCCCAACAACUAUCUAACGGUCUUCAAGAGAGCGACAGUCUAUCUGGCGUUAGGCAAACAUAAGGCAGGACUCGAUGACCUCAACGAAGUGAUUGUAUUGAAGCCCGACUUCUUGGCCGCUCGACUCCAGAGGGGAUCAGUUCUGCUAAAACAGGGCCGACUCGAUGAGGCCCACAUCGACUACGAAUGGGUUCUUCGUUUGGAACCGUAU